AUGUCCGGCUCCAAUUCGAAAGAGUCGGACGUCCCCGAACCCACGGCGCCGCUUUAUGUUAUUAAACAGACAAGCGAUCACACCAUGCUGGGCUCGUUAUACGACUACGUCGCACAGAAGAUGCAUCAGGACAUUCGACUUAAGGACUGGUCGACAAUAAUAGUUCGUGGGGACUACUCAAGGGACCCCCCGGCUCGACUAUCAGACGUCGAGAAAAGUCACAAGAUGUUCAACUGGCACCGGCCCACCACAACCGUACUAGGUCCCGACACCAUUGCAGUCAAUUGCUUCCCGGGAAUCGACUAUGUCGAGCACUAUGCAAGCCUCGUAGCGACAUUCCUGGCUCUUAAGGGCAGGGGCCCAGGGGUAGUUAGUUGUGAGCGGCCGCUGGCAAAUCGAUGCAGCGAACUGUUCUUGGCCUCGAACCUGCGCGGCAUGGGACAAGCAGACGUGGUCAUCAUAGGCUAUGCUUAUCGGCUUCAGUCAACCCGUGGCAAGGAGUGGCUAUGUAGCGAUGAUGGCGAAGACUUGUUAUUCUCCUGGCAGAAGCGGACUCUGCCAAAUGGCAAGACAGUGGCAUAUCUGGGGUGCAUGCCCAGCUUCUGGGGGGAUAUCGGCGGCCACCUCGUCCGUGCUCUGCAGCACUUCAGCCAAGUCAAAUGCCUGCUUUACCUGGGGAAGUCCGGCUCUCUCCGGCCGGAGUUGACCCCGAACGAGUGGUUGGUCACCGGAGAAAAAAGCUACGUUGGUGAAGAGCUGGUUACGUGGCAGAACGUUCUCGGACCGGAAGCUGCGGCAUCAGAAACGGGGUUGGUGACGGGUACCAUUGUGACGGUCCCCUCACCCCUUUGCGAGUCAUUUGACUGGCUGGAGAGGUGGUACUCCAAGAGCAACCGGAACGGAAAAGCCUGCUGGGUAGACUGCGAGGUGGGACACAUGGCUCGGGCAUGCAGGGAAGGCAACACUGGUUUUGGAUAUCUACACAUCAUCUCGGACAAUGUGUCCAGGCGAUGCGACGAGAACUUGGCAAAUGAAUUCGCAGAUGCGGUUGCCACCAAGAGACAGAGACUGUUCGACCAAGUCGAGACUAUCCUGGAAGCCUAUCCCAGCCGCUUCAUCUGUGGCAGCACCAACCGAUCUCCCAGCCACGUGAGGACCUUCCGCAUCGUCCCGCUGAAGAAGCCUGAUUCCGGACGGAAGUACCUCGCCGGCGGCACCGCCCCAGCCUCCUCACAUUUGGCAUGGAUGCAAUAUGUUUCGCUCUUCCUCCAUUAGCAGCACAUUGCCCCCUUGCAGGACUGGCGUUCAAGUCCAUUUUUGAAGGAAGUAGCGAAUUCGGGAACGAUAGAACCAUGGAUAUUCUGUUUCUGAAGUGGCAGCAUGAAACUACAAGACCAUUAAAUGCGGACCGACACAUCAGGUAGGCACUCAGUUGGUAAAAGCGCCACCAAGUUGCGCCAUCGAGUUGCGCCAUUGUGACUCGACAUUCGUGUGCCUUGGACCCUGGGGUGCUUAUUCCCGGUGUGUCCUUCAGGGGAAAAUACCGCAUCUGUGUGAUGCUGGAUGUAGCUGCGUUCUUGGACUCCAGAAAUCUCUGAGAUGAUGGGCUGAUAUUUGCGUUGUUUGGGAGAGGGAGCAGGGGUGUUAUGAGCUAGAGCUUGUGCCCAGUGUAG
Messenger RNA from Phialemonium atrogriseum, 1673 nucleotides. RefSeq lists its product as uncharacterized. Gene Ontology annotation, molecular function: catalytic activity. Lineage: Eukaryota; Fungi; Ascomycota; Sordariomycetes; Cephalothecales; Cephalothecaceae. The record is from RefSeq and is a predicted model, not a curated record. Gene Ontology annotation, biological process: nucleoside metabolic process. Bases 1 to 1275 code for a protein of 424 amino acids. The transcript has 3 exons.